Molecule: messenger RNA, 711 nt
Organism: Tupaia belangeri chinensis (Chinese tree shrew)
Lineage: Eukaryota; Metazoa; Chordata; Mammalia; Scandentia; Tupaiidae
Gene: BPIFA2
Product: BPI fold containing family A member 2
Exons: 7
Coding region: 1-711 (236 amino acids)
Cellular component (GO): extracellular exosome; secretory granule
Molecular function (GO): lipopolysaccharide binding
Source: RefSeq, a predicted model, not a curated record
AUGUUUCAGCUUUGGAAACUUGUUCUCUUAUGUGGUCUGCUCACUGGAACCUCAGCCUCUCUUCUUGAUGGUCUUGGCGUGGGUAAAAUUUUGGAUGAGACGAAAUCUAUUGUCAAUGUUGUUGACAAUACAGUUGGAGCCGUCGGUCAGAAGCUGAAGGACGAGUUGGCUGGCGUGCAGGGAUUCCUCAACGAGAGGAUCCAGGACGUUUUGAGCUUGGUGGGCAACAGCCUUCCUCAGAUCCUUUCAACUGGCGAGAAGAUAUUGGAUAUAAAGAUAUCCGACUCUGCUCUCCUGAAUCCCAAAUUUGAACCGACUGCUGAUGGCAAAGGCAUUAACGUGAGGUUCCCCAUCAAGGCUCAAGUCUCUCUAGCCCUGCCUUUGACUGGUGAGGUCCUCGACCUGAAGGUCUCCUUGGACCUCUUAUCUGGAGUCAAAGUGGUAGCUGAUCCCAAGACUGGUGUCUCCAAGGUGGUCUUGGGAGAAUGCAUCAGGGACCCAGCCAGCAUCUCAGUCUCUUUGCUGGACAAAUACAGCAAAACACUCAACAGGGUUUUGAAAGUUGUGACCACCCCCGUGCAAAAUGCUGUAUCCCUCCUGGUGCAGAACGUGGUGUGCCCAGUGAUCCAUUCCAUCAUCAACGCCGUGAGCGUGGAUGGUAUUCAGCAGGCAAUAGGUCUCCAGGCAUGGCCCAAGUGGCUAGGGCAGUGA